Adineta ricciae is the source of this 1593-nucleotide messenger RNA. NCBI's taxonomy places the organism in Eukaryota, Metazoa, Rotifera, Eurotatoria, Adinetida, Adinetidae. The record is from the annotation of a GenBank genome assembly.
AUGCAUUACUUCCUGUUUCCUUUGUUACUUUUGGUAAAUAAAGUAUCAAGUGGAUAUAUCAAUCGUCAUACCUAUAAUUUUACUCUUGCUUACGCUGAUAAUUCGACGUCGGUUUUACUCGUUAACAGUCAGUUUCCUGGUCCGACGAUCCGAGUGAAUGUGAACGAUAUCGUUAUUGUGCAUAUCCAUAAUGCACUUCAUACGAUGGAAGAAGUAACCAUUCAUUUCCAUGGCAUGCUUCAACGACAAACGCCACAAAUGGAUGGUGUUGGAUUCGUUUCUCAAAUGCCUAUUCCACGUGGACAAACAUUUACUCAUGUUUUUCAAGCCUAUCCAGCAGGUACACAUAUCUACCAUUCUCAUGCAGGUUUACAAGCUGUAACGACAUUUGGAGCAUUGAUUGUUGAUGAUCCCGAACGCCCGUGGGAAAUUCCUGAAGCUCCAUCUGGACCAAUCGCAUUUUCCGAUGAAUGGAAAGGCGUUGAUCGUUUGAUACAAGAACAGGGAUUGAUCGGAUCGCCAUUUAAAUGGGAAGGUGAACCAUCACAUUUAUUGAUUAACGGUCAGAAAAGUUUCGUCUUAACUCUUGACCCUGGUAGAACGUAUUUAUUACGACUACUUGGUGCAACGAGUCUGUCAACUGUUGUUUUUGGUAUUGCUCAACACCCGAUGACUGUGGUUGAAGUUGACGGUAAAUUAGUCGUACCUAAAAGGAAUAUGACAUCAAUUGAAAUCGCUUCUGGGCAGCGGUAUGCAGUUAUGAUUGAAACUAAAAAUGAAUAUACCGGUGUUUAUGCAAUGCAAGCAUCAAUUCGAUGGCGACUUGCAGCAGCCAAUUCAAGCUGUAUUGGCAUUCUACGAUACGGCUUACAGUCAGCCAUUCCAGCAAAUAUUUCUUCACUUGCACUACCUUCUCUUUCCAAUGAAACUGAAUUACUUUUAUUUUCUUUCAGUCAACGCUAUCAAUCGUUGCUUCCUGAUGAGAAAAUGCCUCCAGGAGACCAGGGUCGUCCAGAUAUGGAAAUCAUUCUAGUUGCAACACAAGAGUACACUGCAGAUGGUAAAGGUAUUCGUUGGCUAAGUAACAAUGCUACAUUUGAUAUGCACCGCCUACAAAACUUAUCGACGCCACUUCUCAUGGACUUAUAUCAUGGAAACGAGGAAAAUCUUCCGAAUGACGUCAUCUACACGCUAGGAAGCAAUCAACUGGUCGACAUUGUUAUUCAAAACACAGUAGCAUUGAACGGAGUGUGCGAAUCACAUCCAAUGCAUAUGCAUGGACAUAAAUUUUGGAUACAUUCGUAUGGAACAGAUUUAUACGAUCCAGCUCGAAACAUUCUGCCGGAUAGACGCGAUCCAGGUUUACGAGAUUCACUGAUGGUGUAUGCAAGUUCUUAUGCAUAUUAUAUGCCGAAUAGAAGUGUAUCUAAUCACGGAAAACCGUGUGGUUGGACAAAGCUGCGUAUGAUUUCUAACAAUCCCGGUUUAUGGAUGUUUCACUGUCACAUUGGUGCACAUUCAUUCAUGGGUAUGAAUGUUCUUCUUAAAGAAGAUAUUGAACAUUUGUCAAUGACAUACUUACAACAAAACUGA